AUGCAAGGCCCAGCAGUUUUCAUGGACAUAUCGCUUGAAGACCAAGCACAAGAACUUAGAAAGUAUUUUAAAAGCCUGGGAGCAGAAAUUUCAGAGGAAAAAUCACCAAAGGGAGUUGAAGAUGAUUUACAUAAAAUAGUUGGUGUGUGUGAUGUAUGUUUUAAAGAAACUAAUGAAGCCGACAUUGAAGCCAUACUCAACAGUAUUGUGUCAAUAAUGGUUUCAAUACCUUUGGAAAGAGGUGAAAAUCUUAUAGUGGCAUUUAGUCAGAGACUUGCAAAAGCUCCAGGACCUAAGCUUGGAUUGGUAGCAUUGCAAUCCUUUUGGCGGCUGUAUAACAAUUUGGAGCCCAAUUCACCCCUGAGAUACCAUGUGUAUUAUCAUGUAAUAGAGCUAGCUGCUCGUGUGGGUGCAGUAAAAAAUGUGUUCACUGGAGUGGAACAACUAAGAAAAGAGUUUGCCAGCUGUCCUCCUUCUAAUGAGCAGAUGCAGAAAUUAUAUAGAUUAUUACAUCAAGUAUUAAAGGAUCAAAACAGUGAGCUAGCUUCAAAGGUGAUGAUAGAACUGCUUGGCACAUACACAGAUGAAAAUGCUUCAUAUGCCAGAGAAGAUGCCAUCAAGUGUAUAGUAACUGCACUUGCUGAUCCUAACACUUUCUUGUUGGAUCCAUUGCUGUCAUUAAAGCCAGUGCGUUUCCUUGAAGGGGAACUUAUAUAUGAUCUACUUACAAUCUUUGUUUCUGAAAAACUCUCAAGUUAUCAAACUUUUUAUGACAAUCACAAGGAAUUUGUACAGUCUCAAGGCCUUAACCAUGAACAAAAUGUAAAGAAAAUGAGAAUAUUGUCCUUUAUGCAGAUGGCUGAAUCUAAUCCAGAGAUAACAUUUGAUGAAAUGCUCUCAGAACUGCAAAUUGAAGAAAAGAAUGUAGAAGCCUUCAUCAUUGAAGUGUUAAAGACACGCCUUGUUCGUGCGCGAAUGGAUCAAGCCCAGAGAACGGUCCGUGUAACGAGCACAAUGCACCGAACCUUCGGCCGCGCGCAAUGGCAGCAACUCCGUUCAGUGUUGCUCGCUUGGCGCGCCAAUGUAAACCAAGUACACGAGUCCAUGAAAUCUGUUGCGGCUGCACAGUUAGAAUACAACGCGCAACAACAGAAAGCCUAA
Parnassius mnemosyne (clouded apollo) is the source of this 1161-nucleotide messenger RNA. The record is from the annotation of a GenBank genome assembly. Lineage: Eukaryota; Metazoa; Arthropoda; Insecta; Lepidoptera; Papilionidae.